UGAACGUGUUGAACAAUGAUGUAAGCUGAUAUAGACAAGAUGUCAUCUGAAGAUUCAGAUGAGUUCCCAGGCAGGCUGCUCCACCAGGCGGCGCUGUGGGACAAUGCCGAGCUUCUGGAGGACCUCCUAGCCAGCGAGGAGAUCGCGCACAUUGGCUCACGCGACUCGUGGGGCCGCACGCCUCUGCACGCGGCCGCCACCACCUACAGUUCGCGGUGUCUGCGGGUGCUGCUUCAGUCGGGCGCGGACCCGGAUGUUCCCUGCGGACCACGGGGAGAGUACAGGACUGCGCUGCACCUCGCCGCCGAGCACGGCCACCUGGAUAAUGUGCGCCUGCUGCUGGAGAGCGGCGCCGACCUGCUGCUCAAGGACCACUGCGGCCUGACGGCCAUGGACCUGGCCGAGCGGGGCGACCACACCGACUGUAUGCAGCUGCUCCGCGAGACGGCAGCCGUGCGCUCUCCGCCGGUCGCUGAGGACCCGGGUCCGCCUCUGAGUGCCGCCAUGGUGGUGUCGUCGUUCGGAGAGAUGGUGCAGGGACUGCGCCGCUCAGGCAGUCUGCGCUACUCGGUCCGACGCCGGCCGUCGCCCGUCCAGCCCGUCUGCCUCG
Molecule: messenger RNA, 610 nt
Organism: Amphibalanus amphitrite
Lineage: Eukaryota; Metazoa; Arthropoda; Thecostraca; Balanomorpha; Balanidae
Product: ankyrin repeat and SOCS box protein 12-like
Exons: 6
Molecular function (GO): protein binding
Source: RefSeq, a predicted model, not a curated record